Molecule: messenger RNA, 1696 nt
Organism: Dermacentor andersoni
Lineage: Eukaryota; Metazoa; Arthropoda; Arachnida; Ixodida; Ixodidae
Product: BTB/POZ domain-containing protein 6-like
Biological process (GO): neurogenesis
Cellular component (GO): cytosol
Molecular function (GO): protein binding
Source: RefSeq, a predicted model, not a curated record
UCCCUACCUACGUGAUACUAAUCGCGAACAAGCCAGAUCUCUCAUCAAUAUUUCUCGCACAGGCUAAACAAUAAUCGCAGCUUGCCGAAAACCCAUAGUCUAUACGUACGGUCAACGUUCCCUAUAUUUUUCGGUGCGAAAAUCGGGAAUGAGACAUCUAGCUUCAAUGAAAAAAGAAAACAAAAAUCUUCCGGCUAUGGUACCAUCACGGAACAAUAACAUUAAAGGCCACACAUAAUAUUACGUGUUAAUGCUUCUUGCUCUGGAUGGCAAUUAAUACUGACCUUCGCGUCGUGGAUCCAAAAAUAGCCACGUAGGCCACUGAUGCAGAUGAUACUGUAUACCAUAUUGUCCAACAAUAGGCCGCAAUAAACUAUUUUGUUCUUUCUUUUCUUUUUCAAUCUAAAGCGAUGCUAAAGUUGCGCCUCCGUGUCUUUGCAGCUGGACUUCGCUGACCUCCUGGAGAGCGGCAGGUACGCCGACGUUCAGUUCGUUGUGCAGUCCGACCCCUACUCCGUGUCCAGGACCUUCAAGGCCCACAAACAGCUGUUGGCCAUGCGCAGUGACGUGUUUGGCGCCAUGUUUGAAGGAUCGCUCCGCGACCGGGACACCGUCCUCAUCAGGGACCUGCACCCCGAUGGCUUCCGUGGGCUUCUCGAGUACGUAUACACAGGACGGUCCGCUAUCAACAACAUCCAAGAUGCCAUCUACACAAGAGACGCAGCUGAGAAGUACCGCUUCCUAGAUCUCGCCAACACCUGCACCGAAUAUAUUAAAAGUCACCUCGAAGCAGACGAUGUCUGCACGUUGAUCGACUACUCGUUCGUGUCUUACGGUGCAGUCAAAGACGACGUGGUGGUGGAGGAAGUUAUCUUGGACAACGGUGAAUCCGUGCUGUCGUCUGCUGCCUUCACGAUCUCCAUGGAGGAGACGGUGAACUUCGUUUUGGACAGGGUGCACGGCGUUCCGACGAAGGUGGUCAUCAAGGCCGUGCUCCGUUGGGCAGGCGCGCAGUGCGGUCCCGACGUCGCCAACUGGGAAUACACCGGGACAGUCGCCGCCGCUGUGAGGAAGUUCCUCCCUAAGAUCAAGUUCCUGGCGCUGAGCGUGCGGCAGAUGACGAAAUUCAUCGCGGCCGACGCCACGUGGGACAUUCUCACGGAGGAUGAGGCGUGCGCCAUCUUGUGCGAGAUCAUCCAACCCGGGAGUGCGUCGCCGCGGCCUGAGUGGCUGAACCCCGAGCGUGACAUUUUCGCCAGGCCCGAAUCGACUUCGCGGGAACCUCCCCUCCGCAUUAGACGUCGCUGAGUCGGCGCCGAUUCGGUUCUCCUCCGCGGCCGGGACGAUCCGGCCGGAUUCCUAAAACGCGACCACGCUGUGCCGCCGAUGCAGAGGCGAACGGGAACAUCUUCUUUCUUACUUUCUCUCUCUGCUUAUUUUAAAUAUGUAUAAAGGCGCUAUGAUGUUCCCUGUCUCUUCUAUAGUCUGUCCAUAGUUAUUUUCUGUAAUCUGUGUGUAAGAGAAAAUUACCUUCCAGCGUCGUGCUCUUGUGUCAUGUUCAGAGGUGAAGAAUUUCAAUCUAGUCCCCCCCCCCCCCCCCUUUUUUUUAUUCUAAUUCUGUGGGUUUUCCCCAGAAUUGAUUUUUCCUGCUUGUGUGCGCAUGCGCGCGUUCAAAUAAACGGUGAUUUAUAAGAUA